CAUGCCGCUCCCGAGGUUCAAAUUUGGCGGCGGGAGGCACCGGGAGGAGCAGAGCGCAGAUUGGCGGGGUCGGCGGAGCCACCAGUGAGGAGAUGCUGAAGUUCAAGUAUGGAGCGCGGAAUCUGCAGGAUGCUGGUGCAGCCGAUCCCAUUGCCAGCCGGGCCUCCAGGCUGAAUCAUUUCUUCCAGGGGAAACCACCCUCCAUGACUCAACAGCAGAUGUCUCCUCUUUCCCGAGAAGGGGUAUUAGAUGCCCUCUUUGUUCUCUUUGAAGAAUGCAGUCAGCCUGCUCUGAUGAAGAUGAAGCAUGUGAGCAACUUUGUCUGCAAGUAUUCUGACGCCAUAGCUCAGUUACAGGGGCUCCAGCCUUCAGCAAAGGACUUUGAAGUCAGAAGUCUUGUAGGUUGUGGUCACUUUGCCGAAGUGCGGGUGGUAAGCGAGAGAGCAACUGGGGACAUCUAUGCCAUGAAAGUCAUGAAGAAGAAGGCCUUGCUGGCUCAGGAGCAGGUUUCGUUUUUUGAGGAGGAACAGAACAUAUUAUCCCAGAGCACAAGUUCCUGGAUUCCCCAGUUACAGUAUGCCUUUCAGGACAAAAAUAACCUUUAUCUGGUCAUGGAAUAUCUGCCUGGAGGGGACUUGCUGUCACUUUUGAAUAGAUACGAGGACCAAUUAGAUGAGAAUAUGAUUCAGUUUUACCUAGCCGAACUGAUUUUGGCUGUCCACAGUGUUCAUCAGAUGGGCUAUGUACAUCGAGACAUCAAGCCUGAGAACAUUCUCAUUGACCGAACGGGACACAUCAAGCUGGUGGAUUUUGGAUCGGCUGCUAAAAUGAACUCAAAUAAGAUGGUGAAUGCCAAACUCCCGAUUGGGACCCCAGAUUACAUGGCCCCUGAGGUGUUGACCGUGAUGAAUGGGGAUGGAAAAGGUGUCUACAGUCUAGACUGUGACUGGUGGUCAGUGGGAGUGAUUGCUUAUGAGAUGGUUUAUGGAAGGUCACCAUUCACCGAAGGAACCUCAGCCAGGACCUUCAAUAACAUCAUGAAUUUCCAGCGGUUUUUGAAGUUUCCAGAUGACCCCAAAGUUAGUAGUGAACUACUUGACCUGAUUCAGAGUUUGUUGUGUGGCCAGAAAGAAAGACUGAAGUUUGAAGGCCUUUGCUGCCAUCCUUUCUUCUCUAAAAUCGACUGGAAUGACAUUCAUAACUCUCCUCCCCCCUUCGUUCCCACCCUCAAGUCUGAUGAUGACACCUCCAAUUUUGAUGAACCAGAGAAGAAUUCGUGGGUUUCAUCCUCUCCGUGCCAGCUGAACCUCUCAGGUUUCUCUGGGGAAGAACUGCCGUUUGUGGGGUUUUCGUACAGCAAGGCACUGGGGAUUCUUGGUAGAUCUGAGUCUAUUGUGUCAAGUCUGGACUCCCCUGCCAAGACUAGCUCCAUGGAAAAGAAACUUCUCAUCAAAAGCAAAGAACUGCAAGACUCCCAGGACAAGUGUCACAAGAUGGAGCAGGAAAUGACCCGGUUACAUCGGAGAGUGUCAGAGGUGGAGGCCGUGCUUAGUCAGAAGGAGGUGGAGCUGAAGGCCUCUGAGACUCAGAGAUCCCUCCUGGAGCAGGACCUUGCUACCUACAUCACAGAAUGCAGUAGCUUAAAGCGAAGUUUGGAGCAAGCGCGGAUGGAGGUGUCCCAGGAGGAUGACAAAGCACUGCAGCUUCUCCAUGAUAUCAGAGAGCAGAGCCGGAAGCUCCAAGAAAUCAAAGAGCAGGAGUACCAGGCUCAAGUGGAAGAAAUGAGAUUGAUGAUGAAUCAGUUGGAGGAGGACCUGGUUUCUGCAAGAAGACGGAGCGAUCUCUAUGAAUCAGAGCUGAGAGAGUCCCGGCUCGCCGCUGAAGAGUUCAAGCGGAAAGCCACAGAAUGUCAGCAUAAACUGAUGAAGGCUAAGGAUCAAGGGAAGCCUGAAGUAGGAGAAUAUUCCAAACUGGAGAAGAUCAAUGCUGAGCAGCAGCUCAAAAUUCAGGAACUCCAAGAGAAACUGGAAAAGGCAGUAAAGGCCAGCACAGAGGCCACGGAGCUGCUGCAGAAUAUCCGCCAGGCAAAGGAACGAGCUGAGCGUGAGCUAGAGAAGCUGCAGAACCGCGAAGAUUCUUCUGAGGGCAUAAAAAAGAAGCUGGCUGAAGCCGAGGAACGCCGCCAUUCUCUGGAGAACAAGGUAAAGAGGCUAGAGACCAUGGAGCGUAGAGAAAACAGACUGAAGGAUGACAUCCAGACAAAAUCCCAACAGAUCCAGCAGAUGGCUGAUAAAAUUCUGGAGCUGGAGGAGAAGCAUCGGGAGGCCCAGGUCUCAGCCCAGCACCUGGAGGUGCACCUGAAACAGAAGGAGCAGCACUAUGAGGAAAAAAUUAAAGUGUUGGACAACCAGAUAAAGAAAGACCUGGCUGAUAAGGAGAGUCUGGAGAAUCUGAUGCAGAGACACGAAGAGGAGGCCCAUGAGAAGGGCAAAAUUCUCAGCGAGCAGAAGGCGAUGAUCAAUGCUAUGGAUUCUAAGAUCCGAUCCCUGGAACAGAGGAUCGUUGAACUGUCAGAAGCCAAUAAACUUGCAGCAAACAGCAGUCUUUUUACGCAGAGGAACAUGAAGGCCCAAGAAGAGAUGAUUUCAGAACUCAGGCAACAGAAGUUUUACCUGGAGACGCAGGCCGGGAAAUUGGAGGCCCAGAACCGAAAGCUGGAGGAGCAGCUGGAAAAAAUCAGCCACCAAGACCACAGCGAUAAGAAUCGGCUGCUGGAGCUGGAGACAAGGUUGAGGGAGGUUAGUCUCGAGCACGAGGAGCAGAAACUGGAGCUGAAGCGCCAGCUCACAGAGCUGCAGCUCUCCCUGCAAGAGCGUGAGUCCCAGCUGAGCGCCCUGCAGGCUGCCCGGGCGGCCCUGGAGAGCCAGCUUCGCCAGGCAAAGACGGAGUUGGAAGAGACGACAGCAGAGGCAGAAGAAGAGAUCCAGGCGCUCACGGCGCAUAGAGAUGAAAUCCAGCGCAAAUUUGAUGCCCUUCGUAACAGCUGUACUGUGAUCACAGACCUGGAGGAGCAGCUCAACCAGCUGACCGAGGACAACGCCGAGCUUAACAACCAAAAUUUCUACUUGUCCAAACAACUCGAUGAGGCUUCUGGCGCCAAUGACGAGAUAGUACAGCUACGAAGUGAAGUGGACCAUCUCCGCCGUGAGAUCACGGAGAGAGAGAUGCAGCUCACCAGCCAGAAGCAGACGAUGGAGGCGCUGAAGACCACUUGCACAAUGCUGGAAGAGCAGGUCAUGGACUUGGAGGCCCUGAACGAUGAGCUGCUGGAGAAGGAGCGCCAGUGGGAGGCGUGGAGGAGCGUCCUCGGCGAUGAGAAGUCCCAGUUUGAGUGUCGGGUUCGAGAGUUACAGAGGAUGCUGGACACGGAGAAACAGAGCAGGGCAAGAGCUGAUCAGCGGAUCACCGAGUCACGCCAGGUGGUAGAGCUGGCAGUGAAGGAACACAAGGCCGAGAUUCUUGCUCUGCAGCAGGCUCUCAAAGAACAGAAGCUAAAAGCUGAGAGCCUCUCUGACAAGCUCAAUGACCUGGAGAAGAAACAUGCCAUGCUUGAAAUGAAUGCCCGAAGUUUACAGCAGAAACUGGAGACUGAACGAGAGCUCAAACAAAGGCUCCUAGAAGAGCAAGCCAAAUUACAGCAGCAGAUGGACCUGCAGAAGAAUCAUAUUUUCCGUCUGACUCAAGGGCUGCAAGAAGCUCUAGAUCGGGCUGAUCUGCUGAAGACAGAAAGGAGUGAUCUUGAAUAUCAGCUAGAAAACAUUCAGGUUCUCUAUUCUCAUGAGAAGGUGAAAAUGGAAGGUACUAUCUCUCAACAAACCAAACUCAUUGAUUUUCUGCAAGCGAAAAUGGACCAACCUGCUAAAAAGAAAAAGGGUUUAUUUAGUCGACGGAAAGAGGACCCUGCUUUGCCCACACAGGUUCCUCUGCAGUACAAUGAGCUGAAGGUGGCUCUGGAGAAGGAGAAAGCUCGCUGUGCAGAGCUAGAGGAAGCCCUUCAGAAGACCCGCAUCGAGCUCCGGUCUGCCAGGGAGGAAGCUGCCCACCGGAAGGCCACAGAUCACCCGCACCCAUCUACGCCAGCCACAGCGAGGCAGCAGAUCGCCAUGUCCGCCAUCGUGCGGUCCCCCGAGCACCAGCCCAGUGCCAUGAGCCUGCUGGCCCCGCCAUCCAGCCGCAGAAAGGAGUCUUCAACUCCAGAGGAAUUCAGUCGACGUCUUAAGGAGCGCAUGCACCACAAUAUUCCUCACCGAUUUAACGUAGGACUGAACAUGCGAGCCACAAAGUGUGCUGUUUGUCUGGAUACUGUGCACUUUGGACGCCAGGCAUCCAAAUGUCUAGAAUGUCAGGUGAUGUGUCAUCCCAAGUGCUCCACGUGCUUGCCAGCUACCUGUGGCCUGCCAGCUGAAUAUGCCACGCACUUCACUGAGGCCUUCUGCCGUGACAAAAUGAACUCCCCAGGUCUCCAGACCAAGGAACCCAGCAGUGGCUUGCACCUGGAAGGGUGGAUGAAGGUGCCCAGGAAUAACAAACGAGGACAGCAAGGCUGGGACAGGAAGUACAUUGUCCUGGAGGGAUCGAAAGUCCUCAUUUAUGACAGUGAAGCCAGAGAAGCUGGACAGAGGCCGGUGGAAGAAUUUGAGCUGUGCCUUCCCGAUGGGGAUGUAUCUAUUCAUGGCGCCGUUGGUGCUUCUGAACUUGCAAAUACAGCCAAAGCAGAUGUCCCUUACGUACUGAAGAUGGAAUCUCACCCGCACACCACCUGCUGGCCCGGGAGAACUCUCUACUUGCUGGCUCCCAGCUUCCCCGACAAACAGCGCUGGGUCACCGCCUUAGAAUCAGUUGUCGCAGGUGGGAGAGUUUCUAGGGAAAAAGCAGAAGCCGAUGCUAAAUUGCUUGGAAACUCCCUGUUGAAACUGGAAGGUGAUGACCGUCUAGACAUGAACUGCACACUGCCCUUCAGCGACCAGGUGGUGUUGGUGGGCACAGAGGAAGGGCUGUACGCACUGAAUGUCUUGAAAAACUCCCUCACCCAUGUCCCAGGAAUUGGAGCCGUCUUCCAAAUUUAUAUCAUCAAGGAUCUAGAGAAGCUCCUCAUGAUAGCAGGUGGUAGGCCAAGGACAUGGCGCUUUUUCUGCACUUUUGAAGAAACUAUUGAGAAUGGGCUGUGCAUCUGUGCAGCCAUGCCCAGCAAAGUUGUCGUUCUCCGCUACAAUGAAAACCUCAGCAAGUACUGCAUUCGGAAGAUUGAGAAUGGGCUGUGCAUCUGUGCAGCCAUGCCCAGCAAAGUUGUCGUUCUCCGCUACAAUGAAAACCUCAGCAAGUACUGCAUUCGGAAGGAGAUAGAGACCUCGGAGCCCUGCAGCUGCAUCCACUUCACCAAUUACAGUAUCCUCAUCGGAACCAAUAAAUUCUACGAAAUCGACAUGAAGCAGUACACGCUGGAGGAAUUCCUCGAUAAGAACGACCAUUCCUUGGCGCCUGCUGUGUUCGCCUCCUCUUCCAACAGCUUCCCUGUGUCGGUCGUGCAGGUGAACGGUGCAGGGCAGCGGGAGGAGUACCUGCUCUGCUUCCACGAAUUUGGGGUGUUCGUGGAUUCUUAUGGAAGACGUAGCCGCACAGAUGAUCUCAAGUGGAGUCGCUUACCUUUGGCGUUUGCCUACAGAGAACCCUAUUUGUUUGUGACCCACUUCAACUCUCUCGAAGUAAUCGAGAUCCAGGCACGCUCCUCUCUGGGGACUCCUGCCCGAGCGUAUUUGGAAAUCCCCAACCCACGCUACCUGGGUCCUGCAAUUUCCUCAGGAGCGAUUUACCUGGCAUCCUCAUACCAGGAUAAAUUAAGGGUCAUUUGCUGCAAAGGAAACCUUGUGAAGGAGUCUGGCACUGACCACCACCGGGGCCCCUCCACCUCCCGCAGCAGCCCCAACAAGCGAGGCCCACCAACGUACAACGAGCACAUCACCAAGCGUGUGGCCUCCAGCCCGGCGCCCCCGGAAGGGCCCAGCCACCCUCGAGAGCCAAGCACACCGCACCGCUACCGCGAGGGGCGGACGGAGCUGCGCAGGGACAAGUCCCCCGGCCGCCCCCUGGAGCGGGAGAAGUCCCCGGGCCGGAUGCUCAGCACGCGGAGGGAGCGGUCCCCUGGGAGGCUGUUUGAGGACAGCAGCCGGGGCCGGCUGCCUGUAGGAGCUGUGAGGACCCCCCUGUCCCAGGUCAACAAGGUCUGGGACCAGUCUUCAGUAUAAAUCUCAGCCAGAAAAACCAACUCCUCAUCUUAAUCUGCAGGAAAAUACCAAACACACUCUGGAACUCUGCUGAAGGGGACCCCAGCGCCCAUCUGCUCAGCCACUCCUGGCACACCGGGACCAGGACCCGGACCCACCUCAGCACGGACACCCUGCAUCCAGGAGGUGCAGGAGCUGAAGCCCCUGGGAGCUGUCGGCACCUUCCUGCAGUCAUCCUCUUUGCACUUUGUUACUCUUUCAAAGCAUUCAUAAACUUUUGUACCUAGCUCUAGCCUGUACCAGUUCAUCAAAGAGACCAACCAGGCACUAACUACAACUACAGGUGGUUAGAAUCCUAAUAGCUACUUUAAGAUCUUAGGGUUGGUUGGUUUUCCUUUUGUUUUUUUUCCUUUCCUUUCUUUUUUUUUUUUUAAAGACAGCAGAAUUCUUAGUAGAUUUGAAUAGCAAUGUAUUUCCUGUUGUAGUCAUUUUUAGCUAGAUCAUACCAUCAGGUCUUUGCUACUGAAAUGUAUUGUAGAAGAGUCCCUGCCAGUUGGCUAGCCUCCCACACCAAUGUAGGUUCAUUCUCGUUCUAGCCCAUCCUCACAGAUGGCCCUGUUUUACCCAGGGUGACAUCCUAGCCAAAUGUUUACUGUUAUCAUUGCCUUUUAUGGCCUUGACGACUUCCCCUCCCACCAGCUGAGAAUGUACGGAGGUCAUCAGGCCUCAGCUCGGAGGCCGUGACUUGGGGCCAAGGGACCUCGAGGAGCUUUCCCUCCCCGCCCCUCAGCGUCAUCUUCCCAGCUUGCUGUCCCCGCCUUCCAUGUAGCUUUGGUCAGGAAAGCAUGCAAUAGACUUGCUCUGAGCCCAGCAUUCGUGGGUGUCUGGUGGUAUGGACCUCCUGUCCAUGACGGUAUGUGGUUCCCACCCUAGGAAGGGAAGGGACCCGUCUGGGAGUUCUGCAUGGCAGCUCGCUGCAUGUGCCGCCCCAACCUGGCUGCUCUGCCAAUGUACCAGUACCAUACCAUAGCUCCCGCCGAACCGAGACCCUCUGACCACUUGCCAGCUCACUGGCCACAAGCUGCAGUCUGUAGCACUGAACAAACAAAAAACCAAACGCUCAAGCCUUACGACCAGAGAAGGAUUUCAGCAAACCACCACCUCACACUUUCAUGCUUCCCUGCCAGCUCCCUUGAGGAUGACUCUGCGUUCACACAAAAUCCAGCACAGUUCUACCCCCAGGAAACUGUGAUUUCCCACAUGAGCCUUUCCCUAGGGCUAGACUAAGACCACAAAGUUUGAGAAGGAAGCUGCAGCUCAACGCCUCCACCUCUGCUGGGGCUGGGAAGUCCUCCCGAGGGGCGGUGCGGCUCCCACAGCUUGUCUCUGCCCUGUCAGAGUGUGAAAUUCCUGGCCACUGGCAAAGAACCAACCUGGAGGCUCUGCAGUUGGCAAGCUGACUAGCGGCCUUAUUUCUGCCUUUAAUCUCCCGCAAGGUAUUGCUUGUUUCGGAUUCUCCAUGACCUUUAGGCAUGCCUUGAACAAUCAAGGCUCAUCCUAGGUAGGCUGAAAGGUGGACCUGCUGCCAUGGCAGCAGGUGAACAUGACCAUGUUUCAACCCUUGUGUCCACAGUUCAGAUCAUUUUCCAGCCGCAACCUGGCCCAAAUCCUGGCUCCUUCCUGCUCGUCUCUUAACCUAAGUGCUUUCUUGUUUGAGAUGCCGACGACCUUCUGUUUGUGUUGUCGCAACUUUGGCAAGUGUCAUGCUUUCAUGUUUUAUGUGUUGCUUGGAGUCUUUGGGGUCAUACUGCAUCUUUGCCCUCCCCCAGAGCACAUCUGACAAUUUUUGCUGAAGUUUUUGUCUCUUGGUCCACAAGUAUUUGGAAAGGUUACUAAAGGUUGCUCUCUUAGUCUUGGCAUUUCAUGUAGGAUCUCCAUGAGAAAUGGGCUUCCUGGGCCCUGAAAGUGUAUAUUGUGUGUCUCAUUUGUGAAAUGCUUCCUGCUAUAGAACUAGUUCAAAAAACUGUACAUAUUUACAAGAAACUUUAUAUUCGUAAAAAAAAAAAGGAAAUUGAAUUGGUUUCUACUUUUUUAUUGUAAAAGGUGCAUUUUUCAACACUUACUUUUGGUUUCAACGGUGGUAGUUGUGGACAGCCAUCUUCAUUGGAGGGUGGGGAGCUCCGUGUGACCACCAAGAUGCCAGCAGGAAAUAUUGUAACACAAAAUUGCAGUCAAAAGCUUAUUAGCAUAAGUAAGAGUCUAGGUCUCCAGAAGUACAGGCUUUUUCUUCAUUACCUUUUUUAUUCAGAACAAAGGAAAAAGAACACAAGGAACAAUUCAAGAAAUCAAGAUCCACCUUGAGAGGAAUGAACUUUGUUGUUGAACAAUAGUGAAAUAAAGCGAUGAUCUAAAAUGUU
This is a messenger RNA of Manis javanica (Malayan pangolin), 8698 nucleotides long. NCBI's taxonomy places the organism in Eukaryota, Metazoa, Chordata, Mammalia, Pholidota, Manidae. The record is from RefSeq and is a predicted model, not a curated record.